GGCUGGCCGUCUAGAAGUCUAGAGAGGGAAUCAAAGAAUUUUCAAAGUCAAAACCCAAGCCAAAGACUAGGAAAAAUUUUCUUUUCUUUUUUACACGAAUUUCUUUCGUCUUUAAAAGCUCCCAAAAUCUUGUUUUCUUUCACUGAUUUCUGCUUCCUUUUUCCUUGAGAAUAGAUUUUGGGUUUCAUUGCUUAGUGGUUUAGAAACUAAAAAGUCUCUGUGUGUAACCGAUGAGUAAUAAUACUGCGUCUUCCAGUGCAGCAGCCAAUGGAUCGGCUGAUUCUGCUGCUCCCAGAAGAAAUUCAAAGCGACCCAAAUAUUCUAGAUUUACCCAACAAGAACUUCCAGCUUGUAAGCCAAUUCUUACGCCACGUUGGGUAAUUUCUGCAUUCAUCCUUGUUAGCAUCGUCUUCAUUCCUAUUGGAAUUGCUUCCUUGACUGCCUCCCAAGAUGUUGUUGAAAUAAUAGAUCGCUAUGAGACUGAGUGCAUUCCUGCCCAAAAUAGGACUGAUAAAGUUGGAUAUAUUCAAAGCCCUGAUACUGAUAAAAGAUGCAACAGAACAAUUAGAGUUACGAAGCGUAUGAAGCAACCUAUCUAUGUAUAUUAUCAGCUUGACAACUUUUACCAGAAUCAUCGCAGGUAUGUGAAGAGCCGAAGCGAUGAGCAGCUGAGAAGUUUAAGCAGUGAGAAUGAAACCAGUAAUUGUAAGCCAGAAGAUACUGUGAAUGGGAUUGCAAUCGUGCCAUGUGGUCUAAUAGCUUGGAGUUUGUUUAAUGAUACUUAUAGCUUCUCCCUCAAUAGCAUGGAGUUGCAAGUGAAUAAGAAAGACAUCUCAUGGAAGAGUGACAGGGACCACAAAUUUGGCAAGGAUGUCUUUCCUAAAAACUUCCAGAUGGGAGAUCUCAGAGGUGGUGCAACGCUUAAUACAUCAAAACCAUUAAGUGAGCAGGAGGACCUUAUUGUUUGGAUGCGAACUGCAGCUCUGCCUACAUUUAGAAAGUUAUAUGGGAAGAUAGAGCAGGAUCUACAGCCCAAUGAUGAGUUACACAUAACAUUGCAGAACAACUAUAAUACAUACAGUUUCGAUGGCAAGAAGAAACUGGUACUUUCAACCACAACCUGGCUUGGUGGGAAAAAUGACUUCUUGGGCAUCGCUUAUCUUACAGUUGGGGGUAUCUGCUUCUUUUUGGCAAUGUCUUUCACUGUUGUGUACCUCAUCAAGCCUAGGCGUCUUGGAGACCCUUCCUAUUUAUCAUGGAACAGAACUCCUGGAGGUCGCUGAAAAAUGCUUUUGGAAUCACGCUAAUAGAUCCUGUUAUAUGGUUGAUGUAAUUUAUGUGUAUUAAAAAUUUAAAAUAUUGCCCAAGUUUGAAAGGUUUGAAAGUUUUAUUUUUGAGCGGGUGUAAUACUUUGGUAAACCUUAUUUGUAACAUAAGAAAUAGAAUUGAUUGUGAUCACUUUUGUCAAUGUAUUAAAUUCAACUAUUGUCAGCA
Messenger RNA from Ricinus communis (castor bean), 1494 nucleotides. RefSeq names its product ALA-interacting subunit 3. Gene Ontology annotation, cellular component: Golgi apparatus; endoplasmic reticulum; plasma membrane. The record is from RefSeq and is a predicted model, not a curated record. NCBI's taxonomy places the organism in Eukaryota, Viridiplantae, Streptophyta, Magnoliopsida, Malpighiales, Euphorbiaceae. The transcript is spliced from 8 exons. The coding region runs from base 231 to 1283 and encodes 350 amino acids.